AUUUACAAAUUUGACGGCAUUCGUCUCCUCGGUGCAGUAUAGGUAUAAGUGGAGUCCCAAUUCCGAAAAGCAGAGAAUAAAGAGAGAAAAUGAGGCCACAGAUCGUGUUAUUUGGCGAUUCAAUAACGCAGCAGUCUUUUGGAUCAGGUGGUUGGGGUGCUUCUCUUGCCGACAAUUACUCCCGCAAGGCCGAUGUGGUGGUUCGUGGCUAUGGUGGUUACAACACUCGAUGGGCUCUGUUCUUGUUGCAUCACCUUUUUCCUCUUGACUCCUCAAAACCUCCAGUUGCUGUCACAAUAUUCUUUGGGGCUAACGAUGCAGCUCUAAAAGGGAGAACCUGUGACAGGCAACAUGUUCCUGUGGAGGAAUACAAAGAGAAUCUAAGGAAAAUUGUUCAGCAUUUGAAGGAGUGCUCGCCUGCCACAUUAAUUGUGCUUAUUACUCCACCACCGAUUGAUGAAGAAGGGCGCAAACAGUAUGCCAUAUCUGUAUAUGGUGAGAAAGCUACGGAAUUGCCAGAAAGGACAAAUGAAAUGGCAGGAGUUUAUGCAAGGCAAUGUGUUGAGUUAGCAAAGGACCUAGGAAUUCGUUCCAUUGAUAUAUGGUCCGCGAUGCAGGAAGCAGAGGGUUGGCAGAAAAAAUUUUUGAGUGAUGGCUUGCACCUGACACCAGAAGGUAAUGCUGUAGUCUAUCAAGAAGUUAUAAGAGUGUUCAAUGAUGCAUGGCUCUCUGCUGCAGAAAUGCCAUAUGAUUUCCCUCACCACUCCGAAAUUGAUGGAAAGAACCCUGAAAAAGCUUUCCAACAACGAUGCAUAUAAAAAUGCAGUCUGUUCGUGUUUAUUCUUUAAUGAAUCUAUUGGAUCCAAAGUUCAAAACCUAGAAUAUUUUGAUUUUUCCCCUGAUUAUUUGAACACUGCUGCUUCAGUGUUUGUAUUGCAGAAAGCGUUUGUUCUUUCUGCUAUUGCACAACAAUGGACAUUUUCUGUUACUAUUGAAAUUGAAGCCACCAUCUUCCUCGUAGCUUUUCACCUAUUUUAUCGUUUCAUCCCUGUAAUUGAUUGCUCUUAUCUUGACCUUGAAAUGUUUUAAAUCCGUUUAAGCAAGCAUGUGAAAUGGAUGAGUACGUUGAAUUGCAUA
Messenger RNA from Hevea brasiliensis (rubber tree), 1137 nucleotides. RefSeq names its product GDSL esterase/lipase At5g62930. NCBI's taxonomy places the organism in Eukaryota, Viridiplantae, Streptophyta, Magnoliopsida, Malpighiales, Euphorbiaceae. The coding region runs from base 90 to 818 and encodes 242 amino acids. The transcript has 6 exons. Gene Ontology annotation, molecular function: hydrolase activity, acting on ester bonds. The record is from RefSeq and is a predicted model, not a curated record.